Molecule: messenger RNA, 1554 nt
Organism: Microthlaspi erraticum
Lineage: Eukaryota; Viridiplantae; Streptophyta; Magnoliopsida; Brassicales; Brassicaceae
Source: the annotation of a GenBank genome assembly
AUGGCCAUCUUCGAUCCGUUUAAGCUCCGCCACAAACCGCCGUCAAUUUUUCCGACAACGAGUGUUAAACCAGGGCAUGUUCUUUCCAUCGUCGCCAAGCUCUUUUUCACCAUAUGUAUCUUCAUCUUCGUUUCCAUGAUCUUCUUCUACGUCAUCUUCUCCGACUGCUCCGAUUGCCACCGCAUCACCGGCCACCGUCGCUUUGGCCAUGACAAUGUGAUCUCUACUACCAAUUCCUCCUCCCCUACCUCCUCGGUCAUCCCCCAGCAGAAUCAGUCCUCGGAAGCCACCGAUGUCUCCCACAUAGUUUUCGGUAUUGGUGGCUCCAUUCAAACGUGGAGAGACCGCAGCCGCUACACCGAACUCUGGUGGCGUCCCAACGUCACACGCGGCUUCGUCUGGCUUGACGAGGAACCACCUCUUAAUAUGACGUGGCUCCCGACUUCUCCACCUUACCAAGUCUCAGCAGAUACCUCCCGGUUCAACUACACUUGCUGGUAUGGUACAAGAUCGGCCAUACGAAUGGCGAGGAUCAUCAAGGAGACUUUUGAGCUAGGGUUAACGAACGUGAGAUGGUUCGUGAUGGGCGACGACGACACCGUUUUCUUUUUAGACAAUCUUCUAACGGUUCUAAAUAAGUACGAUCACAAUCAAAUGUAUUACAUCGGAGGAAACUCCGAGAGCGUCGAACAAGCUAUCGUUCACUCCUACGCCAUGGCUUACGGUGGAGGAGGAAUAGCUAUUAGCUAUCCAUUGGCCGUUGAGCUAGUUAAGUUACUCGACGGCUGUAUUGAUCGAUACGCAUCGUUAUAUGGAUCUGAUCAGAAGAUUGAAGCUUGUAUUAGCGAGAUUGGAGUUCCCUUGACCAAGGAACUAGGGUUUCAUCAGGUCGACAUACGUGGCAACCCGUUCGGUUUGCUGGCUGCUCAUCCAGUGGCUCCUCUAGUGUCACUCCACCACCUCGACUAUGUCGACCCAAUUUUUCCGGCGACGACACAAAUCGACGCCCUAAGAAGACUCAUGUCGGCCUACAAAACCGAUCCAAGCCGGAUCCUCCAACACAGCUACUGCCAUGACCAGACCCGGAACUGGUCUGUCUCCGUUUCUUGGGGCUACACCAUUCAGAUUUAUCCGUCUCUAGUCACGGCUAGGGAGCUUGAGACGACAAUCCUUACGUUCAAGUCGUGGCGGACGUCGAGUUCCGAGCCUUUCUCGUUUGAUACCCGACCCAUCAGCGAAGACCCGUGUGAGAGACCCGUCGUUUAUUUCCUAGACCGGGUUUAUGAGGUCGAGUCGGGUCAGACUCUUACAAUUUAUCGGAAGCAUGUUGAAGUGAGCGAUACGCAAUGUGACUCACCGGAGUAUUCUCGCGCCAGUUCUGUCGACUUCAUAGACAUUUCUACCACUAAGUUGAUGCCGGAUCUUUGGAAAAUGGCACCACGUAGACAAUGUUGUGAAAUUGUCAACAGUGAGGAAGAUUCAAAAGGCGUUAUCAAUGUCAAGAUACGGCAUUGUAAUCCUUUCGAAAGUGUAACUCCUCACUCCUCAGUAUAG